Molecule: messenger RNA, 1483 nt
Organism: Oryzias melastigma (Indian medaka)
Lineage: Eukaryota; Metazoa; Chordata; Actinopteri; Beloniformes; Adrianichthyidae
Gene: chac2
Product: ChaC, cation transport regulator homolog 2 (E. coli)
Exons: 3
Coding region: 241-825 (194 amino acids)
Biological process (GO): glutathione catabolic process
Cellular component (GO): cytoplasm
Molecular function (GO): gamma-glutamylcyclotransferase activity; glutathione specific gamma-glutamylcyclotransferase activity
Source: RefSeq, a predicted model, not a curated record
AAAGGAAGAGGUUCUAGUUACAUAAUCACGAUGACUUGACAGUUUCUUUUCGGAACAGACAGGUGGCUGUAGCUAGUAUAAAAAUGCCGGUAGUUAAAUAUUAACCGUGCGCUGAUAGGUGAAUAUGCCUGGCACGUCAGAGACAUAAGUUCCGCUUUAACCUGUAGGUCUUUUGAACGAACCUUCUACCUCUCAUUAGCUCCGACCGUCUCUGUUACUGUCAACUAGCUUAACGGCACUAUGUGGGUUUUCGGCUACGGCUCCCUCAUUUGGAAAGUUGAUUUUCCCUAUGAAGAGAAGAGAGUUGGCUACAUUAAAGGGUUCAGCCGGCGUUUUUGGCAGGGCAGCACCGACCACAGAGGAGUUCCUGGAAAGCCUGGCCGUGUCGUUACUCUGGUGGAAGAUCCUGAUGGCUGUGUUUGGGGUGUUGCCUACAAGCUGCCAAAAGGCCGAGAGCAGGAAGUGAAAAACUACCUCGACUACAGAGAAAAAGGCGGUUAUCAAGUCAUCACUGUCCCCUUCUAUCCACGUCCGUCGCCCACUUCUUCACCAAGUGAGACGCUGCUUUACAUCGGCUCUCAGGGUAAUCCCAACUACCUUGGCCCCGCCUCUUUGGAGGAGAUAGCCAAUCAGAUUAUCAACUCCACCGGCCCCAGCGGGAAAAACACAGAGUAUCUGUUUAAGCUAGCUGACGCUGUGAGGUCCAUCCUGCCCGAAGAUUCAGAUACACAUCUGUUUUGUCUUGAAUCGUUGGUGAGGGAAAGAUUGUUAAAUGUACAGAAUAAUCCGUCUACGCAUCAAGUCUCCAUUCCUGCUUCUUCCUAAUCGUUUCCCAGCGGUCUCCAGGUGAAACCAGGGAACGCCAAGAACAGAGAAGCCAAAACCAAAGGCUAACCACUUCACAUCAACUUAGCCCUGGAAAAAAAAUAUAAUAAAAUGUAGCAAUGUAAAGAGUAAGAUUUAGACAAAUUAUUUCCUAAAAGAUGAUGUUUUUGUAGGAUUUAAGAGGCUUUUCAGGGUUUUUUUCUGUUGCAGAAACUCUAUUGAUCUCUUUAUUGUCAAUGCAAACAUGUUGCUUUUUGCUAAAAGACUAAAGAUACGUGCUUUUAAAAGAAACGGUCUCCAAAUGAGAUUUUAUGGUUGUUUAGUAAAGUGGUGACUAAAUAUUUCCUGAGUGUACUCUUCUGCCUGACAACAGUCAGAACUGGGCAUCUUCAUGACCACAGGAUAUCUUUUUAAAGAAAACAAUAUUAAGCACAUUUUUUCUUUAUCCUCCAUUUUUAUCCAUUGUUAAACCCAAACAAUGAGUUGUAUGUCUUCUUUUUUGUCCGAACAGCACAUCAUGUUUACAAUAAAAGACCUGCAGGACGUUCUCAACAGCUGUACCUCUAAUUUGUGCGUCUGAAAGCUGUCUUUAGCUCUGUUAUAGAUUGUUACUUUGAAGAGCAACAACAUGUAAUUUGAAUAAACGGUGACAUCUCAA